Molecule: messenger RNA, 2031 nt
Organism: Aureococcus anophagefferens
Lineage: Eukaryota; Pelagophyceae; Pelagomonadales; Pelagomonadaceae
Exons: 2
Coding region: 1-2031 (676 amino acids)
Cellular component (GO): nucleus
Molecular function (GO): protein binding
Source: RefSeq, a predicted model, not a curated record
AUGACGCCCUCGGCGGACCUCCUCGUCGACGUCCCCGGCCGGGGCACGGUCACCGUUCCCGGGGGCCGGGCCAUGACGGCGGCGGCGGUCCUGAAAUCCGUCGCCCCCGCCGCGAUGACGAACAAAGACGGCGCGCCGCGCCUCGAGCUCUGGUUCGGCCGCCGGCGCUACGCGCCGCGGGACCGGCCCGACGCCGGCGAGCUCGCGCGCGUCGUCGUCGCCGGGUGCGGCCUGCGCGGCGGCAAGGGCGGCUUCGGCGCCAUGCUGCGGUCCAUGGGCAAGGCCGGCGGCGGCACGGCGACGCGCGAUUUCGGCGCGUGCCGCGACCUCUCCGGCCGGCGGCUGCGCCACGUCAACGACGAGAUCGCCCUCGAGCGCUGGCACGAGGCGCGGGCGCGCAACGAGGCGCGGAAGCGGUCCGGCGGGGCCGCCGUCGAGGAGGACGAGGCGCCCGUCGCCGGAUCGCACGGCAUCCGCGGCUGGCAUCUGGCCGUGCCCGCGUGGGCGGAGCUGCCCAAGGCGCGCAAGCCCAAGAGCGAGGUGCGCAAGGACGCGCGGAACCGCAGCUGGGCCGACGAGGAGCAGGACGUCUUAGCCUCGGGCUGCACGACGAAGGACUUCGAGGCGGACGUGACGAUGGUCGACAGCGUGCACCUGGGCUUCUGCAUCGCGGGCGGCGACUGCUACGUGCCCGCGUCGGCCAACUGCAACGCCGACGACGACUGGAGCGGCUGCGGCGCCACGCCGAAGCUCCGGGUCGGCGACACGCUGAAGAUCUCCGCGGCGCUCCGACCGCACGGUAGAAACGCGUGGAACGCGUACAAGGCGGAGCGCGUCGGCUUCGCGUCGACAAAGGGCAAGCGCGGCACGCGCGAGAAGCGCGUCGACAAGCACAUCCGCCAGCCCCGGUACGUCGAGGAAGCUCUGGCGAAGAAGCGCGACGCGCGGGACAAGGAGGCGCGGCGGCGCCGCGACGACAAGGGCGCGGAAUUGGAGUACGUCGGCUCCGAGGCCAUGGCGUCGUCCGUCGCCGCGGGGCUGCUCGCCGCGGACCGCUCGAAGAAGCAGAAGCGCAAGGACGACGCGGCGAAGGCGUCCGCGUUCCGGCCGGCGAACGCGGGCUCCGCGAGCCUCGUGACCACGUGCCUCGACACCGUCGCGGGCGAAGCCGAGCUUCGCGACGGCGGCGUCGCCCACGGCCGCUCCGAGUUCGCGACCGUCGCCGUCGCGUCCGUGGCGCCCGUCGCGGCGGGCAAGUGGUACUACGAGGCGACGAUCCUCACGGGCGGCGUCGUCCAGGUCGGCUGGUGCGCCGGCGGCUUCGAGCACGACGACGCCGAGGGCGACGGCGUCGGCGACGACGCCAGGUCGUGGGCCUUCGACGGCUGCCGGGGCCGCAAGUGGACGGCCGGCGCCGACGAGGCCUACGGCUCCGGCGAGCCCUGGGCCCGGGGCGACGUCGUGGGCUGCGCGCUCGACGCGGACGGCGGCUCGCUGUCCUUCUCGGACAACGAGGCCGUGCGCGUCGCCAUCGACGCCGCCGACUUCCGCUUCCCGCCGCCGCCGGGCCACGCGGCCCUCGGGCGGCCGGCCGACGCGGCGCCCGAAGCGCCGGCGGCCGCCGACGCGGCGCCCGAAGCGCCGGCGGCCGCCGACGCGGCGCCCGAAGCGCCGGCGGCGGCGCCCGAAGCGCCGGCGGCCGCCGAGGCGGCGCCCGAAGCGCCGGCGGCCGCCGCGCCGCCGGCGCCGCCCGCGCCGGAGGCCGCGCCGGCCCCGGCGCCGGAGCCCGAGGCGGCGCCAAAGCCCGCGUACGUCAAGCGCGCGGCCGUCGCGCCCGCGGCCCUCGACCUCGGCGACCACACGCAGGCGAGCCUCGAGGCCCUGGGCCUCGACCGGCUCAAGGCCGCGCUCCUGGCCCUGGGCCUCAAGUGCGGCGGCACAUCGGCGGACCGCGCGUCGCGGCUCCUCUCGACGCGCGGCGUCGACCGGUCGGCGUGGGACAAGAAGCUCCUCGCCAAGCCCGGUAAAUGA